Indicator indicator is the source of this 1794-nucleotide messenger RNA. It is a transcript of the gene CDC73, whose product is annotated as cell division cycle 73. Lineage: Eukaryota; Metazoa; Chordata; Aves; Piciformes; Indicatoridae. Bases 1 to 1596 code for a protein of 531 amino acids. The record is from RefSeq and is a predicted model, not a curated record. Gene Ontology annotation, cellular component: Cdc73/Paf1 complex. Gene Ontology annotation, biological process: transcription elongation by RNA polymerase II; positive regulation of transcription elongation by RNA polymerase II. Gene Ontology annotation, molecular function: RNA polymerase II complex binding. The transcript has 17 exons.
AUGGCGGACGUGCUGAGCGUGCUGCGGCAAUACAACACGCAGAAGAAGGAGAUCGUUGUGAAGGGCGACGAGGUGAUCUUCGGCGAGUUCUCCUGGCCCAAGAAUGUCAAGACUAACUAUGUCAUCUGGGGGACAGGAAAAGAGGGCCAACCCAGGGAAUAUUACACUUUGGAUUCUAUCUUGUUCCUGCUCAAUAAUGUGCACCUUUCACAUCCAGUUUAUGUCCGCCGUGCUGCAACUGAAAACAUUCCUGUGGUGAGAAGACCUGAUAGGAAAGACUUGCUUGCCUACCUAAACGGGGAAACAUCAACCUCAUCAAGCAUAGACAGAAGUGCUCCACUUGAAAUUGGUCUUCAACGGUCCACUCAAGUUAAGAGAGCAGCGGAUGAAAUAUUAGCAGAAGCCAAGAAACCAAGAAUAGAGGAUGAAGAAUGUGUGCGCCUUGACAAGGAGCGGUUGGCAGCUCGACUGGAAGGACACAAAGAAGGCAUCGUGCAGACAGAGCAGAUCAGGUCCUUGUCUGAAGCCAUGUCAGUGGAAAAAAUUGCUGCUAUCAAAGCAAAAAUCAUGGCAAAGAAAAGAUCCACUAUCAAAACUGACCUGGAUGAUGACAUAACUGCUCUUAAACAGAGAAGUUUUGUUGAUGCUGAAGUGGAUGUAACCAGAGAUAUUGUCAGCAGGGAGAGAGUAUGGAGGACAAGAACUACAAUCUUACAAAGCACAGGCAAGAACUUUGCCAAGAAUAUUUUUGCAAUUCUUCAAUCAGUAAAAGCCAGAGAAGAAGGUCGAGCACCUGAGCAAAGACCUGCACCGAAUACAGCACCAACGGAUCCCACCUUACGAAAUAAGCAACCUAUUCCAGCUGCCUACAACAGAUACGAUCAGGAACGAUUCAAAGGCAAAGAGGAAACGGAAGGCUUUAAAAUUGAUACCAUGGGCACCUAUCACGGGAUGACUCUGAAGUCUGUAACGGAAGGUGCUUCUGCUCGAAAAACACAGACUCCAGCAGCACAGCCUGUACCACGACCAGUUUCUCAAGCAAGACCACCUCCAAACCAGAAAAAAGGAUCUCGAACUCCAAUAAUCAUUAUUCCAGCAGCCACGACCUCUUUAAUAACGAUGCUUAAUGCAAAGGACCUUCUGCAAGAUCUGAAGUUUGUACCCUCAGAUGAAAAGAAGAAACAAGGCUGUCAACGAGAGAAUGAAACUCUAAUACAGAGAAGGAAGGACCAGAUACAGCCUGGGGGGACUACAGUCAGCGUUACUGUACCUUAUCGAGUAGUAGACCAACCUCUGAAACUUAUGCCACAGGAUUGGGAUCGUGUGGUGGCAGUGUUUGUACAAGGUCCUGCUUGGCAGUUCAAAGGCUGGCCUUGGCUCUUGCCUGAUGGAUCACCUGUUGAUAUCUUUGCAAAGAUCAAAGCUUUUCAUCUCAAAUACGAUGAAGUCCGUCUGGACCCCAAUGUACAGAAAUGGGAUGUAACAGUGUUAGAACUGAGCUACCACAAAAGGCACUUGGACAGGCCAGUGUUCCUGCGCUUCUGGGAGACUUUGGACAGGUAUAUGGUAAAGCACAAAUCUCACUUGAGAUUCUGAAUCCUUCAGCUGCCAUUUAUUUCCUGAAGUAAGAAUUGAGAAAGACGAAAGGGGAUCCAGUUUGGAGACCAGAGCUCGCACUAUGUGAUAUGUCAAGAACUUUGCAAAUGAAGAAGGGUCACAGUUGAAACUUUUUAUAAAAUCUUGUUAGGAUGCUUCACGCUAUGGCAGGUCGAUACCUGUCGUGACUCAGAAGCA